Molecule: messenger RNA, 566 nt
Organism: Cinara cedri
Lineage: Eukaryota; Metazoa; Arthropoda; Insecta; Hemiptera; Aphididae
Source: the annotation of a GenBank genome assembly
AUGGAUUCAUGCUGGAUUCGAGAGUGGACCAAUCGGAAAGCAUCAAGGCGCCAUGUUAGCAUAAAACACGUUAUUGGUGUAUAUUAGGCAGUUAAUAAAAUGAAUUAACACGGAACGCCACCGGUGAGCCACAUUUCUGAAUCGGUUUCUUCUAACGGAUUUCUGAAAAGUCAAGGUACCCUUGAAAACGUAAUACCCCCCCCCCCCCCCCCGGUAAAAUAUCACGGGGAUCAAUUAUCACUAGUACACUAGAAAGGAUAUUCAAAUAGGUUUUUAUAUACAUUUCGAACCGGAUCUAUGUUUUAUAAGAUGUUCGGAUCGGACUGAACCGUGACAAAUAGACUAACAGUAUUAAUUUUUGUCGAUUUCAGGAAGAGCAAAAUAUCAGAAACAAUGGCGACGGUGGAGGCGGUAGCGGCAACAAGCGCAAAAUGCCGCCUCACCCGAUACGGAUCGCCAAGACCAUCGACGUCAUCGCUCGGAUCACGUUUCCCACGGCGUACGCGGUGUUUCUGAUAUUCUUUUUCAUCCAUUACACCAGUCAUCCAAGCCACUGGACCCAAUAA